Molecule: messenger RNA, 2391 nt
Organism: Ectocarpus sp. CCAP 1310/34
Lineage: Eukaryota; Phaeophyceae; Ectocarpales; Ectocarpaceae
Source: the annotation of a GenBank genome assembly
CGCCGCCGUACGAUCGUGUUGCACCACACCCCAUACGUUAGCUGAUGGGCUCUGAGGUUUCUCGCCGCCCCCCUGUGCCUCCUUCAGUCAUUCCCGAUCAGCACCAGGGGUCGAAGAGUGACUUUGGUGGGGAGGUGGACAUCGAAGAGGCCAUCGAUAAGUCUGGUUGCUCGUCCAUCUACUACCUUCUGGAGGACUGCCUCGGAGAGCACGAUCGAGACUGGCGACGGUGCCAAGAGCAGGUUAAGGCUCUCAAGGCGUGCAACGACAAGAACAGGGCACGGGCUGCCGCAGGAAGAACCUGAGCAGGACCGCAGCCAGCAAACCGGCCUCCCCCCUGCCUUGGCCAUCACAUCCCGCCUGUGCCCGGGAAGCGUGCUCGCUGCACACCCACCCUUUUUCGUGUUCCCGAGAUGGGUGCGGCAAGGAGCGCGCCGACGCUGCUGCACUGGUGCCUCUCGCUCCUCCUGCAACUUCUUCUGCAGAUGCAAAUGGGCAUGGUAUGUGGCUUUUUGGUUCCUUCGCAGCCAAGAGGAAUGCCAAGCAUUGAAAAGAGCAACAUUAUCCGGCCGCCCCCCACCGCCGCCACCUCGUACACAACCGUAGCCGCAGCGUCCAGAGCCGGAGCUGGGGCGACGAGCUUCACCAUGGCGAGCGUAGCGGGAACAGCAGUAGGCGAGUCGACUACGUCUCAGACGCGGACAGUACCAUCCGUCGGAGCAGCAGGAGCGAGUCCUGAUCCUUUCGCGAAGCCAUCAGAGUUCCAGGAGUAUGUGGGGCGGCGCAAGUCGGGCUCCCGCAGGGUGGUGCUCGACCUUCGGCCUAGGGCGGACUUUCGUCGGGAGCACCUCGAGGGAUCAACGUCCAUCCCCAUCGACGAGCUGGAGCCCAGGCUCUUGGAGUUGCCCCCUCCCUUCGCACAGCCCGUGAACAUUGUCGGCAGCCAACAGGAGCUUCGUAUGGCGAGGGACUUCCUCACGAACAAAGGCUGGCAGAUCGACGAAGAAAUAGACCUGUCAGUGGCGGCUUGUGUAAACAACCCGGCACAUCCAACUGAAGCCUGGCCCACCGAAACUGGAUCGACGUCCCUCCAGGUAUGGAGGGCAAACGAUUUCCUGGAGUUUUGCAUGGACCGCUUCGUGCUGCCUUCGGCCCAUGACGCCGGCCCUUUCCCCGGCAAAGGCCUGGUCCUAGACUUGGGCUGUGGCAGCGGCCGUGACACUGUCUACAUGGCGCAGCGCCUGCCUCCUGGCACCCGCGUAGUCGGUGUCGACAACCACUCGUACGCUCUGGAAAGGGGCGCGAGGCUGGCCGAACGGUGGCUGGAAGACACGUCUUCGGGAAAAGUUGUUGGUGGCAGUGGUAAUGGUGGCGGCAGCGAAGAAGGCGCGACGCGAUCGCAACGAGAAACCCAGACCGGCUGUUUGGGAGGGGUCAGAAGUCGGGCUGGCGGACGGAGCGAUACCGACGGCAGAGAAGGGACAACGCAGGGACAACCCCCGGAAGUGCGGCAAAGGGCGUGCGAGUGGUCGCUCACCGACCUCAGGAAAGAGGGUUCGCUUGACGCAAUGCGGGCUUCCAUUGUCCACGGGCACCGGUUCAAGUGCGAGCGUCUGUUACCUCUACUUCGAGAUCAUGUGCUGCUCCCAGGGGGCUAUUUCAUCUGGUCUACGUUUUUGGACACGGGAUCGGAGAAUUUAGUGCCGCCAUGGCGACCGAGUCGCAUGAUGAGACCCGGCGAGCUGGCGGACAUCUUCUCUGGCGAUGGGUUUGAGAUCCUGGUGGACGAACAAGGGGAAUUACCCACGCGGGGCUCGACGGUGCCAGCGAAUUUCUUCAUCUGUCGAAAACUACCGACGACAUGCACAAUGAAAUGAUGCUGCUGCUGUCUCAAGUUGGUGUUAUCCGUGGCAUUGCAGAGAGGUGUUGUACAAAUUGUUUAACGUUAUGUACUGAGGUGCUGCAUUCGAACUACAUGCCAGUGUUGCAGACCUCCGUCGUAUGUGAGGCUUUUUUGAUGCAGCGGUUGCAAAGUUAUCGUUUGCUUUUGGGGGCAUUUCGUCUUUUUUUUUUUCCGCUUAGUCCGCUUGCCGCUCGUCCUUUUAUGUCGAGGGUGAGUAGAGUAUGCGCUGGAUGUGUGCGCACAACGCGGUGUAACCGUGUGCGGCAUCGCCCGCGUUUCAGGAUGUGUAUGGAUGGAGAAAAGGAUGAACGCGUGUGAGACCGCUUCUCGUGCAGUUAUUAUCGGAAUUACGCUGCGAGCGCUUCUUCCAUACCGCCCCGCGUAAGUUGGUCAGCCGUGUUAGGUACUGCAUAACCGCUGUAAAGUACUGUAUGGCCAUGGGACCAGCAAUUGGAAGCGUUUUUCCAAGGAGGAUAAUUCGAUAUGGC